GGCACACUUGGAGGUCCUUUCGCUUGAGCUUGUACUAGCUGCUCAUGGAAGGCGGCGCACUUUCCGAUUGGCGGAACAAAAGGAUUGCUGUGGUGACGGGCGGGAACAAAGGGAUCGGGCUUGAGGUGUGCCGGCAGCUGGCCGGCAACGGCGUCGCCGUCGUCUUAACAGCCAGGGACGAGACGAGGGGCGCAGCCGCCGUCGAGAAGCUCAGAGAAGCAGGGCAUUCCGAUGUCAUCUUCCACCAGCUGGAGGUCACCGAUGCUCUCAGCAUCGCUCGGUUGGCUGACUUCUUGAAGGCCAGUUUUGGGAAGCUAGACAUCCUGGUGAAUAACGCCGCCGUUGGUGGUGCUGAGUACGUCCAAGAUCUUGUUUAUCCUUCAACCGGCGAGGAUCCGUUUGCUGGCAUGGAUGAAGGCCAGAUGUCAGAAUGGAUGCGGCGAAACACCCGGGAGACUCACAACUCUGCGAAGGAGACACUGCAGACGAAUUACUACGGCACCAAGCAAGGGACCGAAGCCUUACUUCCCCUGCUGCAAGCCUCCGCCGAUGGCAGAAUUGUCAACGUCUCCUCCGUGAUCGGCCAGCUGAGGUACUUCGUCAGCGAGGAGCUCAAGCAUGAGCUGAACGACGUCGACACGCUCACCGAGGAGAGGCUGGACGAGGUGCUGGACGCGUUCAUGAAGGACUUCACGGCCGGCGCGGCGGAGGCGAACGGGUGGCCGGUGGCCUUCUCGGCGUACAAGGUGGCCAAGGCGGCCGUGAACGCCUACACGCGGAUCCUGGCGAGGAGGCACCUCGAUCUGCGCGUCAACUGCGCGCACCCAGGCUUCGUGAAGACAGACAUGAACAAGCUCGCCGGCCUCCUGACGCCAGAGGAAGGCGCGAGGAACGUGGUGAAGGUGGCGCUGCUCCCCGCCGGCGGGCCGACUGGCAAGUACUUCGCCGUCGGCCAUGAGGCGCCAUUUGUGUGAGUGUGAUACGGGCCGGGCACGGGGCCAUGGCCAACACUAUCCUAUAUGAUGCAUGUACUAGCUCCGUGCAACAUGAUUUGAGGUUGAGGUUCCCAAUAAUACUUGACUCGCUAGCUAGUGUGAGAUAAUUGCCAAUAAAUAAAAGAGCCGCCGGCUUUGCAUAAUUCAAUUAGUGAGGUACAUGUGGUAUUUAUGGUUGGACUGUCGUUCCAUAAUUCUAUAUCUAUAUCUAUAUCUAUACCUAUUAUUAAAGCAAGCAGUGUCUCUGCCAAUUUUUUUCGUCUGUUCCUGAUCCGACGUCCGCCUGUCCUCCAUCUCUUGCCAGCCCGUCGAAUCACGUCGUUCUCCUAAUCCGCUUCGCCUCCGGAGACCAGGAUUGGCGACACCGUUUCCUUUCUCUGGCGUGCCACGUGCGCGCGGUGGGCUCCUGGGCUGCCGUGCCCCUGCAAGAAUAUAGAAGCCCUCGGCCUCAACGCUCGUC
Setaria italica (foxtail millet) is the source of this 1455-nucleotide messenger RNA. Its product is annotated as short-chain dehydrogenase/reductase 2b. Gene Ontology annotation, molecular function: oxidoreductase activity, acting on the CH-OH group of donors, NAD or NADP as acceptor. Bases 45 to 974 code for a protein of 309 amino acids. The transcript has 5 exons. The record is from RefSeq and is a predicted model, not a curated record. NCBI's taxonomy places the organism in Eukaryota, Viridiplantae, Streptophyta, Magnoliopsida, Poales, Poaceae. Gene Ontology annotation, cellular component: membrane.